AGUAUUCUUUCAUCUGAUUGGUGGUAUAUUGCCUGUCAAAGGUCACGUAAAUUUGGCGCUCUUCAUUCACCAGCAGACUGGCGCGUAUUUGAAAGGAGGCAGCAACUGUCUUAGAAAAGUGUUUCAACUCGGGGCAGCUGCUCAAAUAUCAUUAUAGGGUCCGGCAUGUUCCGUCUAAAUAUCAGCAUCUAAUCCGGUAAAUGCUCGGUGCUUGCGAGGAGCUAGGAGCUAGCUUGUUGUUUUACCAGUAAACUUAAUGUCUGCUGAUAACAAACUACCUUCCUCUUCAUAUAAUGAGUUUUAUCGCUGUUUUCUACUCAUACCUCGACGUGAAUAAAGAACAGUAGCACCACAGCCUCUGAAGAAGCAGCUUGGUGGUGGCGUUUUAAAUGAUGGCUGGUGUUGUGGCUAUGGCGUCUGUCAUUGAGGACUUUGACACCCAGCCGUGCAAGAAGUCUCGCAAAGAUGGUGGCAGUCCUGUUGUCCAGACGAUCACCAACUACUUCUCCCCCGUCCCUAAAGCCGUUGAGAAGCCCUUUUCUCCUCCGCGCUCCAACAACAUCAUGGACUACUUCAGCAGAAAAGCUCCACCUUCUAAAGAAAAAGCAAGCCCACCUCCAGAGUCUAAAGAAAAGGAUCAAAAGUCUCAGUCUGCAGAAAAAAACACCAGCUCAGAGGUUGGGAAACAGUCGUCUGGGAAACGAGGGAGAAAAACCAGCAAAGCUGCCAGGAAACUUGUCGCGUCUGAAGGUGUUUGUUCCACCGAUGGUUCGAGUUGCUUCAUUGUUCAAGAAACGAGUAAAAACGACGACUCCGUGGCGGGUGCAGUUAGCGGCUCUGGGACUCUCGGCAGCGAUACGGCAGCUUUGUUGUCGAAACGUGUUGAAUCGGGAACAUUUGGCAACGUGGAGGCUAAAGUGGUCAGCGAUGAGCAGAAUCCAGACAAAGGCUCUAGCCGUGAAAAUUGUGUCCAACUAAGAAUGUCAGACACUGCUGAGUUAUCCCCAGCUGUGCCGGUAAAAAAGGUAACUUCCGCUGCACGGAAAUCCAAAAAGAAGCGGCAAAAGGAGACAAAACAAAAGGAGCCAGAGGAGAACGAGUCUGAAAGGUCACUGUGUGACGUUAGCAUGGAGGUCAACCAGGACGAGUCCUCUCUGCUAAACAGCAGCAUGGUGACCAUCUCUUUUGAGGACUUUGUUCGGAGUCAGAAAAGGACUGAAGAGGAGAUGAACGAAGACAAAAGUCAAGAAGAAGAUUUUAAAGUUUCAGCAGAAACACAAGAAUCAAACUCUGAGAAGCUGGAUGCUUCUAAAGCUGAGGUGGUGCCUGCCCAGGUCUCACCGAGAACCGUCACCAUCCAGGCGGAGGUGUACGUCGUUUCAGCCAAACAGAAAGUAGCUUCCAUUUUUAACAGGAGGAAAGCAUCUAGUAGCCCUGUAGAGAUAGUCGAGGAUGAAACCCCAGCUCCAGCUUCCACCGUCAAACGUAAGUCCAACGUGGUUCUCCAAGAGGAGGAUCUGGAGCUGUCGGUGAUCGAGAGUGAAUCCACUCCCAAGUGCAGCGAGGCAGAGAGGAAGCAGUUCAUGGCUGCCUUCAAACAGCCCAGCCUGGACGGGUCUAAAGCUAAAGCCGUUAAAAGCCAACCGAAGCAGAAGCCGGGUGAGGAGAAGACCUCAGAGGCUGCAGGAGGUGAUGUGGUCAUAUCUCCUUCUGUUGAGCAUGUCACUCAGGAAAAUGAAGCAGCUGAAAAGAAACCUACAAGAAGAGGAAGGAGAAAAGCUAAAGAUGAGAAGGAGGCGGUUCCUUCAUCACCUGCUGCCUCCGUGGAAGAAACGGUUCUGAUCGAUAAAGAAGAGGAGCCUCCCAUCGACUCCGCUCCGGCUCUGAGGAGGUCCAGACGAGAAGCUGCCGUUAGAAACACUCCUGAAACCACCCAGACGAGUCCGGUCAGAAAGUCCAGAAGACUGAAGGAGUCCAAGGAUGCUGCUUCACCUCAGGACAGUCCUGUAAAGAAGUCCACCCCGAAGACACGCAGGUCCAAACAUGGUGUCUUCGUAGCAGAAAUGGUGGGACCGCCUGACGCAAAGGAAAGUCCAAUCAGAAUCAAAUUUAGCCGGAUUCAUAAAAAGGCAGAAGGUGACUCGACUUCAUCGGCUAAAGCGCUGAAGGGGUCAAAAAAACAGAAGCAGGCAAAGAAGCUGGUUGAAAAAGCCAAAAUGAUUCAGCAAAGUAAAGCUGGUGAGGAGAAGGAAGCGUUGCGCCGCUCAUCCCGAGUGAAGACCUCCAUCAGGACCAGCUACCACGAAGAGGAGGACUCUGUGGUCUGCGUUGAGGACCUGACCAGCUCUCCUCAGAAAGCGCCAGGAAAGAGAAAAACCCAGAAGCUUUUACGCAGUCUGAAUGAUGUUCUGGGUAAAACCACGUCAGCUGGCAAAGACACCAAGACUGCCCCAGCAGGCUCUAAAGUGGUGGCCUCGCUGAGCCUGGAGAAGUCCGCUCGGAAGGCGUCUGCCGUCAUUUCCAUCUUCGACGAGAGCAGCCGCGAAGGCUCGGACAACUCCCAGGAUGACGAGCAGUUCAGAGCACGCAGGGAGUUCCUGAAGAGCGGCCUUCCCGAGUCCUUCAGAAGACAGAUCGCCAGGACGGCGGCGACUAAAGAGGCGUACGGCGUCUGCUCUUCCUCCUUCCAGCUGGUCACACAUACAACGCAGCCACCAGAGGAUUGUCCUCUCUGGAGUCUCCCGUGGCCCGAGUCUUCAUCACUCGGUCACCUGAAGGAGAUGUGGAGCCAAACCUUAAACCCACUUCUUUCCAUCAGCGGUUCUCUGUGUGUGAAGACGCUACCAGCCUGUCGCAGCUUUAAUAAAAGGGGUUCGGGCUGGAGACCUGAAAUCUCUGAAAGUAAACGUCAGCUUCUGAUGGAGGAGUUCAGCGCCUCAAACCCUCACUUCCCCGCUCAGAUGUUCUUCACUCGCUUGCUGAAGAGACGCGCCGACCAUCAGCCACAGAUCACAGCUUCUUCAGAGCCAGACGCUGUGACCAGAGAGAAGCCCUGCACUCCGCCAUCACCACCAGCUGAACCUGUUGGAGGCAAGAGGAAGAGGAGGGAUGAGGAACGAGAGCUUGUGGUGAAGGUGGCAAAAAAACAGAAAUCGAACCAAUCAGAGGAGAAGGUCUCAGAAGCCGAUAAAGAUCCACCGAGGAGAGGAGGACGCACCAGACGAGGGCUGAGAUCCCGACUAGAGGAGGAGAAACCGAAGCCGGUCUCGUCUGAAGAGGAUUCUGUUAUUGUGAUCGAUGACCCGACGUUGGAGGAAGACUCCAGGAAGAAAGAUGUGGUGAAGGAGGAUUUGCUGUGGACCGAGAAGUACCAGCCACAGCACUCCAGCGACAUCGUAGACAAUGCUGCUGCGGUCAAACGGCUUUACGGCUGGCUGAAGGAGUGGAAACUCCGUGCAGAUAGAGAAGAGAGGAGACAUCAGAAGGACAAGCGACCAGAAGAAGGCAGCACAGACUCUGACUGGGACUGUGGAGGCGAGGACUUCCCAGAUGGGGAUGAUGCGCUGUGCAACACCAUUCUAAUCACGGGGCCCACCGGAGUGGGAAAGACCGCCGCCGUGUACGCGUGUGCUCAGGAGCUGGGCUUCAAGGUGUUUGAGGUGAACGCUUCAUCUCAGAGAAGCGGCCGUCUGAUUCUGUCCCAGCUGAAGGAGGCGACUCAGUCCCACCAGGUGGACAGUCAGGGGGUCAGCAGCUACAAACCCGCCUACUUCAGCAGCUAUGGAGCACGCAGCAGCGCUGCCAAACUGGGAUCCUCUCCACGUAAGCUGAACUCCCCUCGUAAGACGGUUUCCUCUCCCAGGAAAACUCCUCAGUCACCGAGAGGAGCUAAAAAAGGAGGUCUGGCUCCAACUUCUUUAGAUAAGUUUUUUAGAAAAAAUCAACCCACCAAGACCAGGGAUGAAGCUCCUGGAGACGCUCCAGUGAAAUCUCCACCAGCCAGCUCUGCUACAGAGAAGAGCAGCGAGGAGCACAGCAAGAAGGCAGCCACAUCCCUCAUCCUGUUUGAGGAAGUGGAUGUGAUCUUUGAGGAUGACGCCGGCUUUCUUGCUGCCAUCAAGACGUUCAUGAGCACCACCAAGAGGCCCGUCGUCCUCACCACCAGCGAUCCUGCCUUCAGCACCACGUUUGAUGGAAGCUUUGAGGAGAUUCACUUCAGAACACCUUCGCCUGUGAACGUGGGCAGCUACCUGCAACUGCUGUGUCUGGCUGAGGACAUCAGGACAACCCCGUCAGACGUCACCUCUCUACUUAAACUCAACGGCUGUGACAUCAGGCAGAGUCUGUUGCAGCUGCAGUUCUGGACCCGUAGUUCAGGAGGCCGUCCGGCAGCAAGACCGCUGGCGCAUCCGGGGCUAAACGCCGAGCUGCAGCCACAGACUGAAGCUGACGCGUCUGUUUCACCCCCCUGUGACACCGGCUGCACGGAGAGCAAACUGGGCCUCAAAGCGGCGCCUGAGAGGAGUGUCUGGGACCUGCUCAGGAGCCAAAGUCUGAUGGAGGACGAUGUUUGCUGGGACCUUCUGAUGGACAGCAGGUGUCGAGGAGUCGAUCUGCUCUAUUCCAACAUGGAGACCCUCCUGCCUCUACCCGUCACACGGCUGAUUACCUCCAAGCUCUCUAAACCCGAGCGCCGUGUUUCUCCAACUCUGGACCGUCCAAAUCAGCAGCUGGUGUCCACGUCUCUCCAGUCAGACUCACUGUUGGAGUCGGAGGACGGCAGUCCAAUCAAAGUGUCCAACAGAAUGAAGAAAAAGAAAAGGCGGCACCCACUGGGUAGGGAUGGGCUGCAGUCUGGGUCAGACUCAGAAGAUGGUUUUCCAUCUAUCUGCAGGCAGAAGAUCAACCCUCAGACCGAACAAGCCCCAGUGAGCGUCUCUAAGAUGAUCAAAAGGAAGCCACUGACCGAAGAUGAGAGAAGGAAGAGUCUUCCUGUCUCUCAGUGUCUUGAGUCAAUAGCGGACUUCUGGGACAGCAUGUCCUACGUGGAUUCAGCGCUGCGUUUCCACCCAGAUGGAGUUCACAGAGGAACGCCGCUGAGCAGCGCCGUCAUCAAAGACGGGAUGUUGGACGAGUCGAGAGUAGAGACUGGCAGAGGGAGCUGGUUGGUGGGACGUCGGGUUCUGGAGAUCCAGGCUGCUGUGGAGGCUCUGAGCUUUCAGAAGUGCCGGGUGUCUGUGAUGGAGGCCUGGGACAGGGGGAAAGAGGCUGCAGAAGAGCUGGCGCUUCCUGUGGCGGCUCAUCGGGACGGUUACAGCUUUACUCCAGACGGGCCCUGUCGCCCACAGCUCGUCCAGCGGAGGAAAGAAGUGAUGGAGAAUCUGACGUUUCGGGUGUUUGGUACCCUUGGCAACCAAGACGCCGUUUCUCUGGACUAUCUGCCAGCCGUGCGUGCCAUCUGCAGGUCAGAGCAGCUGAAGGAGCAAGGGAAAGUAAAACGAAGGUUUCUGCACUAUCUGGAUGCCAUUCACUUGGGUGUGGAGAAAAGCUCGCUGGCGCUGCUGGCUGAAGAUUUCCCAUGAUACUCUGAGAUGUCAGGACUAAACACACACAGGCCUGAAGCGUAAAAUAAAACCUUAACGGGACGUUAAGAUGGGCUCUCAGAGAGAAGAAGGAACAUUUGUGUCACCUUCAUUUAGAUGAACUUGGUCAUUUAUAACAAGAAUAACUUAUUAUACCAACAAAAGAGUCUUAAGUGCAGAUGAUCUCUGAAAUGUCAGGGCACACAACUAAAUACCCUCUUACUGGAUGUGUUUUUGGCGCUUUGGAAGCUUUAUAUGGUUUAAUAAUAGAUGUGGUUGUUUUAUUCUGUACAGUAGGUUUUUGUAGCCUCAUUUAUCAAUGAUUUGUAUUUUUUAACAAAUGGAAAACGUUUUGGAUAAAUGCAUGAAAUCAAACAUGAGGGACUGAACGCUCUGUUUGUAAAGGAAAGUUUAAAGGGAUAGUUCCGAUCUUUUUCUAUAAAAAAGUUAUGAUCAAAUUUCUACUAGGAAGGCUCUUAAAAUGGCCUCAGUUAGGAGAAACGGAGAUGAGUUUUGAUCGGUGGAGGACAAACCAUUUAGUCUCAAUUGGGCCAGGUGUAUAAUAGAUUAUUUUCAUAAAUAACAGUUUGUGACGCGUUACACUGCCAUACAUGAUUAGUUACAUCGAAUUAUAUAUAUUUUACAUAGAAAUUAGAGGAAAAUGAUCUCUUAGUCAGAAUUUCAGAUUUCUGCCAGAAAUCUUGUGGUAGUGUUUUAAAAUGACCCAGCAUGACUAGCAACUCAGAGAUAACAUCUGUUUCUCCAAACUGAGGCUGUUCAAUAAGCCGUCUACAAACAGAAAUAAAACUAAAACACUUUAAAAGCGUGAUUGCUCAAUAGGAACUGAUUCCACCUCAUUCAUGGCUGGUUUUUAUACCGUUUCUGUAAAUGUUUGUAUAUAAUCUGCAGUUGGUUUUGUUGUGAACAAAUAAAGACGUAACCCAACUAA
Molecule: messenger RNA, 6531 nt
Organism: Nothobranchius furzeri (turquoise killifish)
Lineage: Eukaryota; Metazoa; Chordata; Actinopteri; Cyprinodontiformes; Nothobranchiidae
Gene: atad5a
Product: ATPase family AAA domain containing 5a
Cellular component (GO): nucleus
Molecular function (GO): DNA binding; ATP binding; ATP hydrolysis activity
Source: RefSeq, a predicted model, not a curated record